Molecule: messenger RNA, 3938 nt
Organism: Seriola aureovittata
Lineage: Eukaryota; Metazoa; Chordata; Actinopteri; Carangiformes; Carangidae
Gene: tnfsf11
Product: TNF superfamily member 11
Exons: 6
Coding region: 1134-1934 (266 amino acids)
Biological process (GO): immune response
Cellular component (GO): membrane
Molecular function (GO): tumor necrosis factor receptor binding
Source: RefSeq, a predicted model, not a curated record
UAAAAAGCCAGCUUUCUCCCAUGAACUCCUCUGGCACCCAGAAAUUCACUUGGAUUUCGCAAACUCACCCAACCUACUACAACCACCCCUCCUUUCCAUUGUCACUGCUUCUGCCUAAAAUAACUCCUGUUCCUAAAGGAGGCUCGUUUUCUGCUGGGUUUUCAAAUACUACACUGUUGUUCUGCUGGCAGUGGGAAAACAGGAGAGGUUAGGGAGGUCACUCUCUGGGCUAACAGGAGCCACUGCCAUGUUUAGAUGCUGCAACGGCCACGAUGUGUGACCGCCGGGCCGUCUGUGGACACUCGGCCUUAAUGAGGUGGUCCAGCUGCACCACGUGACAAUACCUUAUUGUGCAUUUUUAUGGAGAAUGUUAUGUGUAAGCAGAUUAUAAUAAUAGGAGGUGAGAAUUAAUAGUAUCAUCUUGUGUGUUUUUGUUGUUUUUUUUAUGUUCUGCUUUUUUUAGGUGGGUAGCUGAAGCUGUGACACAGAUCUUAAGUUUGCCAUUCAAGCAUACAGGAAUUAUUACAUGAUUGGUGGUGAUUGGUGGAGCUUCAGCCAUCGUUGUGUUUACAAGACAAGAGGUUAUAAUCUGUCCUCUGAGCAGCGCAACGUCUUCAGGACAGAUUGGAGACUACAGUGAAACACUAUCGAAAAGUGACAAGACAGGCCGGGGCUAGCUGGUUAGCAUGCUAACUUCAGUGGAAGAAAAGACGUGAUCGAGACAAGAGUUAACUGGUGUUUGUUUCCACCUCUGGAAACAGCUGUUGUUUUUUCUGCGCUGCAUCCCCGCUGUGUGAAGGCUGCCUCGCUGCAGAGAGAGUGUGUCACCGGGGGUGUGGACGCGCGGAAGGGGUGGAUUACGUGUUCCUGCGUUUCUGGAGCCAUAAAGAGCCCGCUUUACCUGUCGUGCGCUCAGGUCGAUCUGGUUGCCAGUCUUGUUUCGGUCUUUUCCGUCGGUUCUUCAGCUGAGCACCGGAGCACCCCUGUGAUUGGCUGCAGAGGGAAACGAGCUGCCUUCAGCCCACCCACCGCUGAUUAUAGGGACUCUUGUUGUCUCCUUCCUCCUUUCUCCCUUGCAUUGAGUCUGGGACCUGGCCCGGGGGCUGAGCAGCAACACACACAGAGCGCGCAUCAUGGCAGCUACCCACAACGAGUACAGAGGCUACCUGCGGAACAACGUCCACAUGGAGGCAGGGCAGCACCGCUUCCACCCGGUGCAGAACUCGGAGCCCACUUACCGGCCGCUCCUAUUCGGGACCCUCGCUGUUAUGGGAUUGCUUCAGGUGGCGUCCAGCGUGGCGAUCUUAUUACACCUGACAGGUUAUCUGCAAGAGGUAGAUUUGUCCACAGCCCCACACCGGCCCAUUGAGGAGGUGCAGACGGAGCCGGUGCUGAACGCGCUGAGAGACACGAGGAAAACCAGACGGUGCAAAACUCCAAAAGAGAGCCUGCCAUCAGCUCAUCUACCAAUCAGAAGGCCUCAGGAGUACCCCAAAACAGAGGAUGUGCGGCAGGCCAUCACCAUCGACUGGGAGGAGAAGCACGGAUACCACCACAAGAUGGGCUACCAGAAGGGCAAACUGCUGGUGAUAGAGCCGGGUUUCUACUACGUUUACGCCAAGACCUGUUUCCGCUACUACCGUAUACCAGAGGACAGCAGUCAGGCCGAGAUCCCGCCGGUGGACGUUAGCAACACCCAGCUCAUCCAGUACGUCUACCACGAGAGCAUCAAGUGGAACAAGGCCGUGAUGCUGAUGAAGACGGGCAGCACCAUGCGCUGGAACGACACGAGCUAUAACAUGUACUGCGCCCAGCAGGGCCGAGGCGUCCAGCUGGAGGAGGGAGACGCCUUGUUUGUCAACGUGUCCAAUGCUUGGAUGCUGGACCUGGAGGGAGAAGGGACGUACUUUGGGGCCAUAAAGUUGGGUAACUGAAAUUGAAACACGUGGGGAGCGGACAUGCUACUGAACAUUUGAUAUGCCAAAGAACCACUGUUAGUGAUUUACAAUGUUGGUUUGUCAAAAAAGUGUCUUUUUAUAUUGUACAUGUGUUAAUGUUUUGUUUUUUGUUUUUUUCUACAUUGCUCUUCACCAAAUAGCCUUGGAGUCCUUCUGAGAAAAACUUAAGGAAAAGGUAAAAACUUGUUUUGCCACUUGCCCCCUGCAAAAAGAAAAAAAGAUGAGAGACACAGCUCUCAACUUCAUCCAAAAUAGCACUGGACUUUUUUUUGUUUUUUUUGUUUUUUAACUGCGGUUUGUAUUGGGAAAUUUCAAUACAUUUCAGUUAAGAUUACAAAAUGUGUUUGUGCACUAAUUAAACAAACCACGAGGGAGCAACUGAGGAAGUAAGUUUGUUGGCAAGAGGUGCAGCAGCGAGAAAGGAUUUAUCAAUGUUUAUUGUUGAUGGGGGGGGGGGGGGGGUGUCCAAAGAGACACUGUAGCUGUAGCUGAUGGAGCAUCUGCUUGUACUUAGCAGAUUAUCACCGGAUAAAAAUAACAAGACUUCCCGGCCUGUCUCUGACCCGUGGCAGUGAAUGCACAAAUGUUUUGCUGAAAGGUUUUGUAAGUGUGAACAAGGCAGGCAGUGAGGCGUCCACACAGUAAGUAACUCAACAGCAUCAGUUGAAACAACCAGUUAGAUGGUGAUUUAUCACACAUUCGAAAUCUCUGAGGCACCAUUGAAACAUGAAACAUGAUGCCGUGGAAGAUUCACUUUCACUCUGACAUUGUUUGUUUUCUUUUUCAAUCAAUUUAAAAAAAAAAAAAAAAAAAAAGGGUGUGUGUGUGUGUGCGCGUGUGUGUGUGUGUGUGUGUGUGUGUGCACGUGUUCCCAGAACUCAUUUGUUAACCAGUUUUCUGUCUCUGAUGAAAUCUAACGAGUGGCCUGCUUCACUGAAGGCAACACGACAGUGUCAUUUCAAACUAAGGAGGAAGUGACGUGUUUAUGUUUAUGACGAUCAACAAGCGAUGCAGAUAGCUGGACUGUCUGACCAUAAAUGACACGAAUAGACUCUUUUGUCUUCUUUAACUAGAGGAACCGAAUUGAGUUUGGUUCAUCUUUUAACUUAAAUUCUGUUUUGUUUUUUUUUUUUCAUUUGGCUCUUCACUGAGGUAAAUGGGAAUAUGCACUAAAUAUUUAUUUAUUAGCUAUAGAAGAAACAGAGACAGGUCAUUGUUACAGUGACCUUUCAGCUGUAAAAAAUCAUUUAUAUUUUAUGUCUGUACGACAUUCAUUACGCAGCGCUUAGAGGAAAUAGUAGACACGCUUUUUUUUUCUUAUUAAAACACAGGGGCUUCAUUUUAAAUUCCAUAUUUAUGUAUCAUGAUUAUGACAAUUCUGUGUGCACUUGCCUAGCCAAAAGCAAUAUGGAUAUAGUGUUUUGGUUACACUUUAUUUGGACAGUCCGCCUACACAGAGUUCACACAGUAUUUAUAACAUUUCAGCGAUAUUUGUUCUAAUGUUCAACAAGGUGCAGACGGAGGACAAAUUAAAGGAAGAAUCUGAAUAAAUGAGAGAAACCGCAAAUGUAGAUGCCUCCACAUCUGCAUGAUCUGAAUGGUGUGAAUCACGUGCUAUGACCUUCGCAGUCACCAGAUCUCAACCCAAGUGAACACCUUUGGAGCGACAUGUUAGCUUCAAUGCUAAGGAGCAUUGGUUUUUCCUUUAAUUUGUCACCCGUCUGUUACUACAAAUAUUCAACCAACCAGUUAGUAAAGCACUUAAUGGUCAGAGUUGGUGUUGGAGAAACAGCUCAAUGACCUGUUGAGAUGUCACAAAUACGCUAUAAACUCUGUGUAGGCGGACUAUCAAAAUAAAGUGUUACCAUUGUUUCUUCUACAAGAUUGUAGCAUACCUGUAAAAGUCUUCAUAUGAUUUAAUUCAGUGUUCUUUUUAUUUAUGUUUGUCUAUGUUUUAAUAAAAAAAAAACUACUUUUGUA